GGUGUGAUGCUGGAUUGUCACAUAGGCCAGCUAUCUGUCUCUGGAGCCACACAAAAACCCGUGGCAGCUAAAGCGGCCUCGGACUCCAUUUUAUCCCCGCAGCGCAGACGACAAGACCCGAGGGACCUUCGGGGGCUGCGGCCUAGUCGAAGGGGAGCCCCGCCUCAGGAGGAGGAGGAGGAACAGGACGGAGAGAGCGAGGGCCUCCCUUCUUGUGGCUCCCUCCAGGCAGCCGCCCGCCAUGAACAAGGCUGAGAUGGCGGACGAGGCGCUCUUCUUGUUGCUCCACAACGAAAUGGUGGCCGCCCUCUACCGCGCUUCAGAGCAAGGAGACGGGGAAAAUGGACGAUGCAUCACGAAAUUGGAAAACAUGGGAUUUAGAGUAGGACAGGGUUUAAUAGAAAGGUUUACCAAAGAUACUGCCAGAUUCAAGGAUGAAUUAGAUAUCAUGAAGUUUAUCUGCAAAGAUUUUUGGACAACGGUAUUUAAAAAGCAAAUUGAUAAUCUCAGGACCAACCAUCAGGGUAUCUAUGUACUUCAAGAUAACAAAUUCCGUCUUCUGACUCAAAUUUCAGCUGGGAAACAGUAUUUGGAACAUGCUCCUAAGUAUUUGGCCUUUACUUGUGGAUUAAUCAGAGGUGCUUUAUCAAAUCUGGGGAUAAAGAGUAUUGUGACAGCUGAAGUUUCAGCAAUGCCAGCAUGCAAAUUUCAAGUGAUGAUACAGAAGAUAUAAACAUGUACAGAACACUGCUUGAUUUGUAAAAUGAUAAAAUAAACUGUAUAUUUUAUUUAUAAUUAUAGCACAAUGCAGCUGUCACGUGUUCUGUAAAAUGUCAAGUAAUUGUCAAAUAGACCAGUGGCCACUUUUCAUAAUCUCCUUUUUUAAGUUAUGUUUCAUUUUUUUGUCUCCAAGAUGUAUUUUACAACACUGUAAAGAUGUAAUGGAACCUUAAUUAAAUGCUGAAUUCUAA
Sceloporus undulatus (fence lizard) is the source of this 971-nucleotide messenger RNA. It is a transcript of the gene TRAPPC6B, whose product is annotated as trafficking protein particle complex subunit 6B. Gene Ontology annotation, cellular component: trans-Golgi network; cis-Golgi network; TRAPP complex. The transcript is spliced from 6 exons. Bases 242 to 733 code for a protein of 163 amino acids. The record is from RefSeq and is a predicted model, not a curated record. Gene Ontology annotation, biological process: regulation of GTPase activity; endoplasmic reticulum to Golgi vesicle-mediated transport. Lineage: Eukaryota; Metazoa; Chordata; Lepidosauria; Squamata; Phrynosomatidae.